Molecule: messenger RNA, 1966 nt
Organism: Cuscuta campestris
Lineage: Eukaryota; Viridiplantae; Streptophyta; Magnoliopsida; Solanales; Convolvulaceae
Source: the annotation of a GenBank genome assembly
CGCUAAAACUUUGUUCCACCUAUUUUGAUCCCCUACGUUUUUUAUGACGUUACCGACUAUUCCACAAGUUAACCUUUCCCUCAUUUUUCCCGGCCACCGAAGCAAGCCAGCGACGUUAUGGCCGGCAAUUGGCUACCGCCGGCCGAAAUCACCGGGAGUGGCCGACCUGUGUUACGCCCCGGUGAAAUUGAGUGCUCCACUCUGUCUUCGGUAGACCUCCUCUCGGAAGAAAACCCUGGCUUUCCCCACCUCAGGUCCGGUCUUCUGAUCCUCACAACCCACCGCCUUCUCUGGCUCCCCGACUCUACCAUUCCCUCCUCCGCUGGCUCCGCCGUAUUCAUCCCCCUUUCCGCCGUCACACACAUAUUCCCUUUGAAAAAAUCCAUCAAGGCUAUGUUUGCUAGUCCGAGAAUCCGUUUCCAGGCCUCAGCUGGCCCGCAAGGCCAAGUCCAGGAGAGAGGAUCGAAAUCGAUGGCAAUAAAUUUGAUAGUUCGGGGGAAAUCGGACGUUGAAUCAUUUUUGGAGAAGUUUUGGGAGGCGUGGAGAGGUAGAGGUUGGGUGGAAGAUGCAAAAUCGGGAUCGGAUGGUCCGAGUGCAUCGGGUUCAGGGUCCGGUUCGGGCCUGGCACUGAAGAUGCCCGUGGUUGGUGUAGCUGGUAUACUGAGGAAAGAGCAGGAAAUUUGGGAAAGUACUGAUAAGAACAUGCAAGAUGCUUUUCAGGAUUUGAAUGCCCUCAUGAGUAAAGCUAAAGAGAUGGUAAUUCUAGCUGAGAAGAUGAGGAUGAAACUUCUCUCUAGCUCAAACAAUAAUGCAGGAUCAAAUGAUGAGGAUAUGGGUACGAAGGAAGAAAUGCAAGAUUGGUUGCUAAGUGUUGGUAUUGCGUCUCCAGUUACCAAAGAGUCUGCAGGUGCUUUGUAUCAUCAACAAUUAUCACGACAGUUGGCAGAUUUUAUCAGAAUUCCCCUUGACAGAGCAGGAGGAAUGAUUAAUCUCAUUGAUGCUUAUUGCCUUUUCAACCGGGCCCGGGGAACAGAACUAAUAUCCCCUGAUGACUUGAUGCGUGCUUGUUCUCUAUGGGAGAAGUUCAACGUCCCUGUGAUGCUUCGUAAGUUUGAUAGUGGUGUUCUGGUCAUCCAGACCAAGAGCUACAGUGACAAUGAGGUGUUUUCUAGAAUUAAAUCCUUGGUGACUAAGGCUGAUGCUUUACGAGUUGGGAUUAGUGCUAGUGAUGCUGCAAUGACCCUGGGGGUUGCUCCGGCAAUGGCAAAGGAGCAUCUUCUUGCUGCUGAGGGAAAAGGAUUGUUAUGCAGAGAUGUAAGCCCUGAUGGAUUUAGAUUCUUUAUCAAUAUAUUUCAAGACGUUGAUGCUGAUUAUAUAUACUUGGUAAAAGAUCAUGGAAUCUAUGCAGAUUGGAUUAGUUCUGCCUCAACCCAAAGGCAGGGGUAAAGUAUGUGUACACUGGACUUGUUGAUGUUACAACCGGAAGCCAUUUUCUCGGUUGAAACCGAUGAUCAUCUUGAUUAGAAGCAUCACAAGAAUCCCUUGGUCAAAGAAGUAUGUUCUUGUUACUUGAGCAGUAGGCCACUUCAUGGUAAUAAUUUGAAGGGAAAAGGGCAAUUAGGUGAGGCUUCCCAUAGCACUUUUGGUGGGGGAGAAACGAGGAUUGGCCAUAUACUAUUUGUCAGUUUUGGGUUUUCAAAUUAGUGAUAGAUUGUAGAAUAAGGUUGCGCUCCGUUCACCUGUUCACCUGAUCUGAGUUUUUGAAGAUCUUAUCUGGUUGCAGUUAUAAUUAAAGCUUGUCUUUGAUCUAGUCUGAAUUGGUCUCAUUUGAUUAAGAAUAAGUAGUCCUAAUAAGUAGAAAAAAUAAGUUGAACGGAACGCUGCCCUUACCCAAGAGCCAAUUUGGUGACCCAAACUUGUUGAUAAGAUACUAGUUUUUAAAUUGGAAUCAAGAGCCAAUUUGGUG